AUGACGUCAAUCUUCAGCGCAGGUCAGUCUAUUUCGAGCAUCGGCAAGUCCAUGACAGCUAUCGCUCGAGUGAAGGACCAUCUGGCUACUUUUAUGAAAAAGGUGAUUUACUAUGAGAAGUUUUUCCAGCGCAUGGGCCCGAAUCUACCUGUUUGCGUUGUCAGUACAGCGGUACUUCUCUUCCAGCGCUGCUACGAGUACCGAGACGAAAUUCGCGACGAAUUAGAGUCUAGUGUCGCGUAUGUAGCUGAUGCAGGUCGCUGGGUCGUAGGAAUGGGUGAUUGGAACAGCAAGAUGGAGAAGCGUUUGAGCCAGAUCAGCGAACUGGUGCUGCUUGCCAACACGUUGCUGACAGAGUAUGCGGUGACGGGAGAAGUGGGGGCGAAGGGAUGUCACGACGAGUUGGUCGCGUAUCUGCAGCUUCUGACAGCAACUGUUUCGUUGAAGAGUGCCCCUGUAAAAGUUCCAGCUGGGAAGACGGUAGCAACCUUGGACGGUAGACCGCCACAUAUCCGCGCACAGUCGGUAGCAGCAGCUGAAUUCGGCUCGGAGAUAUCGGCUCUUGGUACGGGUAUUUCUGGGGCGUUCUCAGAGAUGUUUGGCAUUAAUGACGUUGGGAAGUCGGUCAUGUCGGAUUGUACCCUACAGACGUCUACGCUUCAAGGGUUUGAUACUGACGAUGACGACGCAAAAAAUCCAUUCGCAACUUCGUUUCAGCGUCCAUUUGACCCGAGCUCCAAUGGCACGGGCAGUGGGGAUGCGUCUGUAGCAAGCAGUAUGCAAAGCCUCUUGGAUGCUACGUCAGCGGGCACAAGCGCGGUGCCAGAUUGUAUACUUUCAGAUGGAGGUGCUCUGGAGGGUCCAUUGAGUCCUUUGAGCAUGGGCGAGUAUGAGUGUUUAACGCUGUGUGGUAUCCCGAAGUACGCCGCGUUCAAGUCUUCUGCUCAGCGAGCUGCGCGACACAAGUGUGUACCGAGCAACGGAAGUUGUACAACUGGUAUGGCAAGUGACGGAGCGCGAAGUGUGCACAGCAGUUUGAGCACAGGGUACAACGAAUUGUUUCCGUCAGCAGCAGUAUCAGCACAGGCUGUCUCCAGAAGCUCAAGCUCCCUCGACACAAACGUUGACCUGAGGAAAAAACCUUCUGAGAAGGUGAUUAUGGAUAUGAACUACUCAUACGAUGUCCAGUAUGAGGUGGCGCACAACCCAUUCCUUUCGCCGGGUACGUCAGGACCGAUGGUGCCAUCUCUCGAGGACGGGUGCUCUCUUACAGCACAGCACAGUGUAUCGUCACUGAAGCAGCAACCAGCACAAUUGGCCGCUGUGACUUCAAAAAACACGCCGGCGUCGCCAACCUCGGCUUCGACGACGGCGGUACCUGAUUCACACGCUGAUGAAUGGGACGUACCCGGCUCGUCGUUUAAUACUGCUCCAGUAGCCCGUUCUGUCUUCGGGGCAACUCCUCCACCGUCAUCAUUACAAAAAGCUGUCGAUCAAGUGCCUGCCUAUGCUGCAUCAGUCGAUCAAGUACCCGCCUACGCUGCAUCACAUUGCGCGCAAAAUGGCAGCGCGCAAAGCUCGAGUAGAAAUAGCGUGCAGGAUCCUGUAGAAACAGUAGACGACACAAAAGCACAGACAGCUGUUUCAAGUACCGAGCACGAGCACGAGCUGUGUAGUGGUGACCGGGAGUGCGAUCUCUUUGGAAUAUAUCAAUCGUAA
Molecule: messenger RNA, 1719 nt
Organism: Peronospora matthiolae
Lineage: Eukaryota; Oomycota; Peronosporomycetes; Peronosporales; Peronosporaceae
Source: the annotation of a GenBank genome assembly